CGGUAAAGUGCAUCAGUAUCACUUGCUUCGUUUCGUGUCAUCAAGAUGAAGUUGAGCGUUUUUCUACUCUUGGCGGUAGUAGCCCUUGCCUCCGUUCAAGGUAAGGCUAUUAGAGGUCAGAAUGUUCUUGGGCAGAAGCGUGCUUAUGUACUAGCCCAUGAAAUUCUUCGAGACGACCCUGAGCCCGAACCCCAGCCGGAACCCCAGCCAGAGCCUCAGCCAGAGCCCCAGCCAGAACCUCAACCAGAACCCCAACCAGAACCCCAACCAGACCCUCAGCCUGAGCCACUCCGUGACGAUCCUGAGCCGGAACCCCAGCCAGAGCCUGAGCCAGAGCCUCAGCCAGAGCCUCAGCCAGAGCCUCAGCCAGAACCCCAACCAGAACCCCAACCAGAACCCCAACCAGAACCCCAACCAGAACCACCAGCGACUCCCGAAGUCACUUAUUAAGUGAAAACUGAGCUUAACAAAGGAUUGAAUCGAUCGAUUUGAUGAAAUAUUUAGCUUAAAAAUGUAAAAUUUUCACUUUGUAAACCACUGCAAUUAUAAAAUAUAGAGCAAUGCUUUAUAAC
Molecule: messenger RNA, 572 nt
Organism: Dendroctonus ponderosae (mountain pine beetle)
Lineage: Eukaryota; Metazoa; Arthropoda; Insecta; Coleoptera; Curculionidae
Product: protein TsetseEP
Exons: 2
Coding region: 46-450 (134 amino acids)
Source: RefSeq, a predicted model, not a curated record